UCACAGGGCCCUUCGAGACACGAUGGGCAUCGCCGAUGGCAUGGAACAGGGCAGGAUGUCACAGGGCCUUUGUGACACGUGUUGACAUAGUACUGGUGGUGACGUGGCCACGCCUCAGUGCUCCUCGGAGCAUGCGACGGGACAGACGGGAUAGAGCGGUGCUGUGUGGAGCCCCCACGCAGUCAACUCCUUCCUUUCUGACCCGGAGCGUUUUGGAGGUGUUUCUGUGUUGCAGGUGUCCUCGAGGCCAGACCGCGGGACUUGGUGACGCGGAGCUUUUGUGAGGUGUCCCCAAUCCCUGUGGCAAGUGCCCUUGAGGCCGCACUGCACAGCUUGAUAACCCAUAGUGUUUCCUAGGCUUUUCUCUCAUUCAGUUGCCCUCGAGGCCAGACCGCAGGAUUGGUGAUCCGGAAAUUUUCCGGGGAGUCUCCAAUCCCUGUGGAAGGUGGCCUCGAGGGCAGCCUGCAGGACUUGGUGACCCGGAGAUCUUCCGAGGUGUCUCUCUCUUGCAGGUACCCUCAAGACCAGACUGUCGGAUGGUAGGAAGACGCCUGAGCCUGCUCAGGCCCUUUCGGAAGAAGAAGGAAGGCCCUGGGACUACCCCAGCACAACACCCUGAGGAGGUGGAGCAGUUCCAGCCCCUGCAGGAGGAUCCAGGCCAGAACCAGACACAAGAGCAGGACCGUGCCUGUGGCCGCUUCCGCAGGGCAGUACAGACCUUUCUGAAAUUGUUGGGCGUUCGGCGUCGAAAGUACAGAAUCACACCAACUGAGGUCAUGGCACAGCCUGACCCCACGCCGACUGAGCUCAAGGCGGGCCCUGAUGUCGGCACCGCGUCAGUUGAUGGCACAGCAAACUGUGACACUGCGGUGACCGAUCACGUGACAAACUCCAACAUGGCACUGCCUGAGCUCACCAUGGAGACUGAUGGUGCAACGACUGAGGGCAUCGCAGAUGCUGACAGCACACCCGUUCAGCGCCUGCCAGAUGCUCCCAUUCUGGAUAUUCUUGACGAGGGAGUUACCUCUGUGGAAGAAACCAUGAAGGCAGACAGAGACAUGGAGCGGAGACCCCCCAGGGUGCUCAAGCUAGUCUGGGUGAAGAAAGUGGACGAGGAAAGCCCUGGGGCUGCCCCAGCACAACACCCUGAGGAGGUGGAGCAGUUCCAGCCCCUGCAGGAGGAUCCAGGCCAGAACCGGACACAAGAGCAGGACUGUGCCCGUGGCUGCUUCCACAGAGCUGAUCAGAGAGUGUGGAAAUCCAUGGGCAUUCAGUGUAGAAAGACCAGGACAUCACCAACCAAGGUCAUGGCACAACCUGGCCCCACACCGACUGAGCUCAAGGCAGACCCUGAUGUCGGCACCGCGUCAAUUGAUGGCACAGCAAACUGUGACACUGUGGUGACCGAUCACGUGACAAACUCCAACAUGGCACUGCCUGAGCUCACCAUGGAGACUGAUGGUGCAGGGACUGAGGGCAUCGCAGAUGCUGACAGCAUACCCGUUGAGUACCUGCCCGAUGCUCCCAGCCUGGACGUUCUUGGGGAGAGAGUUGUCUCUGCUCAAGUAGCCAUGGACCCAGACAGAGACAUGGAGCGGAGACCCCCCAGAGUGCCCAAGUUGGCUUGGGUGAAAAAAGGGGAGGAGGAAAGCCCUGGGGCUGCCCCGGCACUGCAGCCUAAGAAGGUGGAGCAGUUCCAGCCCCUGCAGGAGGAUCCAGGCCGACACCAGACAAAAAAGCAGGACCGUACCCGUGGCCACUCCCGCAGAGCUGAUCAGAGGUUGCAAAAAUCUGUUCCUGUUCGCCGUAGAAAGACCAGCGCCUCACCAACUGAAGUUUUGGCACAGCCUGAGCUCAACUCGACCAAGCUCAAGGCCAAGGCUGAUGCCCGAGGGACUGAGGGCAUCCCAGACGCUGACAGCACACCCAUUCAGCGCCUGUCUGAUGCUCGCAGUCUGCACGUUCUUGAGAAGAGAGUUGUCUCUGCUCAAGUAGCCAUGGACCCAGACAGAGACAUGGAGCGGAGACCCCCCAGAGUGCCCAAGUUGGCCUGGGUGAAAAAGGGGGAGGAGGAAAGCCCUGGGGCUGCCCCAGCACUGCAGCCUAAGAAGGUGGAGCAGUUCCAGCCCCUGCAGGAGGAUCCAGGCCGGCACCAGACAAAAAAGCAGGACUGUGCUCGUGGCCGCUUCCGCAGAGCUGAUCAGAGUUUGCAGAAAUCCGUGGUCAUUCAGCGCAGAAAGACCAGGGCCUCAUCAUCUGAAGUCAUGGCAAAGCCUGACCCUAGCCCAAUGGAGCUCAAGGCCAAGGCUGAUGCCCGAGGGACUGAGGGCAUCGCAGACGCAGACAACACACCCGUUCAGCGCCUGCCUGAUGCCCCAAGCCUGCAUGUUCUUCGGAAGAGAGUUGUCUCUGCUCAAGAAACCAGGAAGGCAGACAGAGACGUGGAGCGGAGACCCCCCAGAGUGCCCAAGUUGGCCUGGGUGAAAAAAGGGGAGGAGGAAAGCCCUGGGGCUGCCCCAGCACUGCAGCCUAAGAAGGUGGAGCAGUUCCAGCCCCUGCAGGAGGAUCCAGGCCGGCACCAGACAAAAAAGCAGGACUGUGCCCGUGACCGCUUCCGCAGAGCUGAUCAGAGGGUGCGGAAAUCCAUUCCUGUUCGCCGCAGAAAGGCCAGCGCCUCACCAACUGAGGUGUUGGCACAGCCUGAGCCCAACCCAACCAAGCUCAAGGCCAAGGCUGAUGCCCCAGGGACUGAGGGCAUCUCAGACUCUGACAGCGCACCCAUUCAGCGCCUGCCAGAUGCUCCCAAUCUGGACUUUUCUGGGGACAGAGUUAUCUCUGCUCAAGUGCCAGCUGUGGUGAGGUCCAUCCAUCGGUGGCUGACCUCCAAUGUGUCUGCUGGGCACGUGCUAGAUAAGACCCUUCUAGCACUGACCGAGGCACACCCCAUGGAUGUCGCCAUCACCCUCCUACGCUGUGCCCCCUCGUGUGACAGAGCUGCUGCAACCAUGUGGAGGACCAUCGCCUCAUCAGGAAAAACACUGGGGAAGGUGCUGCCAACACUGCUCCGCGUGAUGGAGGACUGGCCAUGGCACAGCACAUCCACCUCUGAUGGGGACAACACAGCCAUCUUUGCCUUGGCUGCAACUCUGGCAUUGUGGAUGAUUGUCCAAGAGCCCCAGUGCCCAGGGCCGUUGAUGGACUAUUCCCCCCAUCUCCUCGUGGCUCUGCUGUUCCAAAUAUUCAUCAGCACAGAGCAGAUGUCAGAGGAGGUCGACAACUUCUGGAGGGGAUGCCAGGAGCAACACGACCUUCCCACCAACCCCAACAGGUUUGCAGUGCUGACCAUGAAGGCCUUGCUGUGCUGUCUGCACUGUGAGGAUGUGGUGAAUUCGGUGGAAAACAAUCGUGGCUGGGCGAGGCUCCUCAAUGCUCGCAGCCGCCGCUACGCAGCAGCUCUGCUGGCCAGGGAGAUGCACCGUUUCUCCAGCCCCUUGUGUUCCCGGAUCACACUCCACCUGCUGGAGCUGCUGCGCAGGGAGGAGCCGUGCUGGGACCUCCCUGCCGUGGCAUUCCUUGUGGAGGUCCUGGACUGCCUGGACACGAGAGAAUGUGGUGACAGAGUCCUGGAGAUCCUUUCAAGGAACUUGGGGAGCACGAACAAAAAGUGGCGUCAACUGGCCCUCAGAGUCCUCGUAGCACUCAGCCAGGAUCCCGAGAUGGCCAAGAGCAUCUGGAGCCUGAAUGAAAGCCUUUUGCAGCUACUGGGGGAUGCAGACAGAGAUGUGGUUUGGAUGACCCUCUCUGUGCUCGACAAUGUGCUCUGGAGCCGUCUCUGGACACAGCUCCAGAAGAGAGUCCACAGCGAAGACCCCCUAAUAUCCACCCCCACUGCCCUGCAGUUGGCUGAGGCGCUCCGGCCACUGUUUGACCACGAUGACAGCAGUGUGUGGGAGGGCUCCAUUGUCAUCUUCACUCUUUUGAUGAAACUGAUGGAGAGAGUGGGAAAGAGGCCCCUGAAGCCACACGUGUGCCUGAGCCUGCUCCCGCUCUACUUCCACCGGUAUGAUGAGAACCUGGUCGUGAAAAAGGCCUCUCAGAAAGCACUGCUGGCUGUGACCAGGUUCCUAAAGAGGAGGGAUCUUGGGCGCCUGGUGAACACAGAGGAGCCAUGGAAGUUUGGCGAGUGCCUGCUGAAAAGGGACCAGAGCCGAGUGGCCAAGUACGUUCACCAGGCCCUGCCGUACCUGCGGAGCCCACAGCAGCCCCUGCGAGAGGCAGCCAUCAAGUUCAUGGGGAUCGCCGGGGGGUACCUGAGGGGACAGCACAAAGAGCUGCAGCUCAUCAUUGACGCCCUUCAAGCCACGAGAAAUGACAGGAGCCCCGCUGUCUCAAACCUGGCACUUGAAAACAUCGACUUUGUUAGAGCUGUACAGAGAGCUAGAGCUCCCCCCUCCAGGUUCCAGCAGCUCCAAGACCAGCUCUGCAGGGCAUGGAACAGCCUGCCUUCUCUGUGGGGCUGUGUCUGCUGUAGCUGUGUGGAGAGUUGAUCCUGGCAGCUCUGUCUGUUUGAGCCACCUGAGCCUGUGGGGAAGAUGCUUCUCCGCAAGCCUUUCUUUUUACCUUAGCAUAGGAAUAUUAAAUAAAUAAUGUCAUACACAGAA
Pipra filicauda (Wire-tailed manakin) is the source of this 4661-nucleotide messenger RNA. RefSeq lists its product as uncharacterized. The transcript is spliced from 28 exons. The record is from RefSeq and is a predicted model, not a curated record. NCBI's taxonomy places the organism in Eukaryota, Metazoa, Chordata, Aves, Passeriformes, Pipridae. Gene Ontology annotation, cellular component: cytoplasm. Bases 537 to 4547 code for a protein of 1336 amino acids.